Messenger RNA from Penicillium argentinense, 1638 nucleotides. RefSeq lists its product as uncharacterized. The transcript has 4 exons. Lineage: Eukaryota; Fungi; Ascomycota; Eurotiomycetes; Eurotiales; Aspergillaceae. The record is from RefSeq and is a predicted model, not a curated record. Bases 1 to 1638 code for a protein of 545 amino acids.
AUGUUGGCCACUUUAGCUGAGACGCGAGACGCCCGUAUUACGCUGGUUUCAACACGGCGUGAAAUACGAGAAGUCGAAUUUCUUGAAGAAUCCCCCGAUAGGCCAGAAUUCGCUUUGACCACCGAGGCAAUUCUCGCGAAAGAAGUCGUCCCCCAAAAUGAGCGCUUCCUACGUACAUUUCAUCCAGCUCUUCGCUCUGAGCCCAGCGUCUUUAUUCUCCAUCAAAAAUACACGAACAAACGAUAUUGGGUCAUCUUGUGCAUCCGGGGCCGCCCCCUUCUACAUACCCACGUCGGAGGGCUGGAAAUCCUGAUUCAGCCCUGGUUCAGAUCCACGAUGGGUGAGCGAGUCACAUUUCAGGCUCAUCCUGAUCCUAUCGACGAGUUCAUCGACACGACAAAAUUCCUAACACCGGUGCACAUUAAUAUUGCGCGUGAAUAUUGGCCGGAGGCAGUUGGGAUCCGGAUCCUGCGGUGUUUGCUCAUUCGGGGGCUGGAACUUGGGUUCGCGCUAAUGGAAAUGAACCCUUCGACACUGCCGUCCGCUACUCUGGCUAUGGUCGAGACUGGUGAUCAAGUCCGCGAUGCGGCCAACCCGAAGCUAAUGAUGGCUUGUAUUGGCCUCAAGCUACGGCUCCCAGGUGGGCAAACUAACAGUGCAUGCCAAGAGGUUUUAACCACGGUGACUCAUGGCUUUGUGAAGGAGCCUGUGCAUCUCGAGAAUUGGAUCGGUCCCUGGCUUAAACAACACUACGUCAAGAUCCGAAGCUCGAUCCGACGUUUCUUGCCGGCCCCUCUGCCUCAAAUUGUUGAGGUCCAGAUUUGCGAGACAAAGCGAAGUAACCGCUUGGCUAAUCCCAGAAACUCAAGCGGUCCACUGGGGAGAGUAAUUGCCCUUGCCGCAACCGGUCAGAUCGUCGGCACGAUUACCACGACUUUUGAUCGGCCCUCCCAUGAUCUUCCCUUCCCGGCAAGAUACAGGCAUGAUCUCUCACUCAUUACCAACCCCGAACUUAUCGAUUUCUGUGCACCACCCGGUGUGAAUAUCGUCCCUGAAUGGGCCAAUGCGGAAGACGCGCUAGGUGGACAACCUGUCUUUUGUUGUAUGUUAUUCACACAGUGGAAGGGUGGCGCUCCAGAUGCGAAUAAGAUGACCUCUAAACGGAGAUUUACACGUGGAAGCGUUGUUGAUCAAGGCACGAGGCAGGCAAUGAUAGAUGGGGCCCAGUAUCACUGGGACAAGCAAAGCCGAGAACCCACGACCAGUCUACUUUGGACAACAUUGUUCGAUUCCGAGCGUGUCCUUGGCUGGUCGGGUAGCUUACUUUGCCUGGGAACACCGCACAAUGGCGAGAUUUCCAGACCUCUCCUCUUUCAGAAUUUCGAGUUCCCGUGGCAAAGCCAUCCCACAGGGAAACAGGUACGACGAAAAAAGGUGUUUGGUAUUUCUUCAUUUACGAAAGAGUCGGUAAAGGGAGGCUUUCUCCUCCCCGCCCAAAUCAGGAACUCCCGAAUUCUUCUGGAACCAUGGUCCGAACAUACGCGACCUGUAUCCUACGAUCAGGUUAUUUUAACUCAUCCUGCUUAUGUUGCUCAGCGCGCUCAGGUGCAUCGCCAACAGCUGACAGACCCGGCCUAA